AUACAAAAACAUACGUCAAUGUUGAUAACCGUGUUCGAAGAAACCGCAAAUCAGUUACGAAUGACAUAUGUAUAUCAGUGAUACGAAGUACAUGCUCGAGUGAUUCGACGUAUUUGACAUACUUAGCAAAUUUUAGACGUGCAUGUAAAUUAGUGAUUUACAGAGAUAAAUUUUUAGAUAUUGCACAUUAUGGACACAGACAGACCGUUGCAUGAGGAUUGGAAAAAACGAGCUUUUGUGGGACCAUUGCCAGAUAGUUUUUUGAGAAUAAAUGAGCAAAAUGCUCAACUUCAACAGGAAGCAGCAGAUCAGCAAACUGCUCUAGCUCUUCAGCAACAGAUGCAAAAUAUGCCAGUAACUGUUGAUCCACGAUGGGGUAGACUUAACAUAACAAUUUCUCAGGCCAAAUUAGUAAAAAAUUAUGGAAUGACAAGGAUGGAUCCUUACGUGAGGUUACGAGUAGGACACUCAGUCUAUGAAACUCAUACAGAUUCAAAUGGUGGAAAAAAUCCACAUUGGAAUAAAGUAAUUCAGUGUGUCCUUCCACCUGGUGUUACUCAAAUUUAUAUAGAAAUUUAUGAUGAGUGUUCUUUUGUGAUGGACGAAUUAAUUGCUUGGGGCCACAUAAACAUUCCUCCACAGGUUAUUCAAAAGGGAGAGACUCAUGAGGAUUGGUAUAUGCUCAGUGGAAAACAAGGAGAAAAUCAGGAAGGCAUGAUCAAUUUAGUUUUUAGUUACUCGAAUAAGUGUUAUCCAUAUAUGGGUUCCUCUUCUAUAAUGAUGGUUCCUUCUGCAACAAUGUUUGGUAUGCCAUAUGCUCCAGUAAACGUUUACACAACACCUUCAGUUAUGGCUGCACCAAAUGUCGUACCAAGCACUCUGCCAAAUGCCGAAGUUGAAUUGCAACAGAUCGCAGAAAUGUUUCCCAACAUUGAUAAGGAAGUUAUAAAAUCAGUAUAUGACGCUAAUCAAGGAAAGAAAGAUGUUACGAUUAAUUCGUUGCUUCAGAUGUGUGAAUAAGUUUCUAUUAUGCUUAUGUAACUUUACACAUAUCUUCUAGCACUAAAAAAUUUAAAUGUAACAAGAUCUAAUAUUUGUACUACUUCCAUACGUAAUAAUUAAUGCUAAGUAUUUUAAAGACUUAUUUCAGUAUACAAAUUGACAAAAUACAUAAUACAUAUGUAUCUUGUCUUUUUCUUUAGAACAAGUAAAAAUAUUUGUUUUAAAAAACAAAUAUUGCUUUUUAAAGGUACAAUUUCAUGUGCCGCUGAAACUAAGUGUUUAAGCGACAAGAAGAGUCACGUGAUGACUUUGAUUUGUUGCUCGUAUUCCAGCGGUUACAAUUUUGUAGUUGGAACCAGUUCAACUACAAAGCAUUGUUUCUUAAAAGCUGUGAUGCACUGAGCUGCAUUUGGAAACACUACUCGUGCGCGCUUUAUCUUUAUCGCUUAUUGUAAUAAAUGUAAAACAAAGAUAAAAUGUGCACACGAAUGGUGUUUCCAAACACAGUCUUGACAGUGUAUACCAAAGAUAUAAACAUAACUUUGCAGAACUCCCGUUUUAAAAAAAAUACAAAAAUGAACUAAUUUAAUUCAAGACAAAUGAAGAUGAAGAAGUAAAAAUAUAUAUAAAUAAUCGUCAACAAAAACGCAAACAACGCAAAAUCUAUCUCUUAAUUUUGUCACUUCUAAUCUUUUUUAUGUAGAAAAGUUGACGUUGAAUAGUUCAGCGAGAAAAAUCAUCACGUGACUUUUUUUGUCGCUUGAACGAUCAGUUUUAGCGGCACGUGAAAAUGCACCUUAAUAGUUUUGAAUUCUUAGUCAAAGUUUUUGUUAUAUUGUUAUUUCAGAGUUAUUACAGUUAUUUGUUAUUUCAGAGUUUAUAUGACUUCUCCUUUAUUUUAAAUACGUAGAAUUUAUUUUUACUUUUACUUAUAAGAUUACGACUACUACAUAGAUGUAUGUAUCUCUGUGUAUAUAAUUUAUAUUGCAUGUUUUAUAAAAGUGUAAAAAGAUACGCUUACAUAAAAAUUAAUAUUAAAUAUA
Pseudomyrmex gracilis is the source of this 2045-nucleotide messenger RNA. RefSeq names its product toll-interacting protein-like. Gene Ontology annotation, molecular function: ubiquitin conjugating enzyme binding; ubiquitin binding. The transcript is spliced from 6 exons. Gene Ontology annotation, biological process: ubiquitin-dependent protein catabolic process. The record is from RefSeq and is a predicted model, not a curated record. Lineage: Eukaryota; Metazoa; Arthropoda; Insecta; Hymenoptera; Formicidae. Gene Ontology annotation, cellular component: cytoplasm. The coding region runs from base 190 to 1020 and encodes 276 amino acids.